Messenger RNA from Ogataea philodendri, 360 nucleotides. RefSeq lists its product as uncharacterized. The record is from RefSeq and is a predicted model, not a curated record. The coding region runs from base 1 to 360 and encodes 119 amino acids. The transcript has 2 exons. NCBI's taxonomy places the organism in Eukaryota, Fungi, Ascomycota, Pichiomycetes, Pichiales, Pichiaceae.
AUGCUGGAACUUGUUGUUCUGGUAGUUGAAGAGAUUUUCAAAGUUGAACGCCAGUUCGGUGUUGAGCAGCCUGAAGUUGCCUAUCUGGUUGAGGAUGGUUUGGUUCAGAUGGUCCAUCAGUGUGGUGAAUCUGUUGUUUUGGCGGCUUUCAAGGUUCUCAAACGCGCUCCGGCAGUGUGGGUGGUCUUUGGCUUCACCUCUGAUGGAGUCUCGUCAAUUUCGCACAAGUCCUGCUGGUGCUCUUUGAGGAAACGGUCCAAGCCGAGGUACGGUGUGAUUUUGCAGUUUUCGUCUUCUGUGGACCCGUUCAAGGAGAAGAAAAUCUCGUUGAUUGACAGAUUGAACGAUGGAGUGUCGUAA